CUCUAGAGUUCCGGUUAUUCUUGCCGUUGGGGCUUUUCUGAUCGUUUUGAUUAGUAGCCGAAGCUGCUAUGGCGUCUUCCCACAGCGGCAUGUUCUCAGGCCAACCUCCGGGUCCGCCGCCUCCAAUUCAACCCGGUGUGGCGGCAGGUCUCCUGUCAACUCCCCCCGGAGCCAAGAACCCUGGUAACACUCUGGUGGACGAUCUGGAAUCCUCGUUCGAGGCAUGUUUUGCUUCGCUUGUUAGCCAAGAUUAUGUGAACGGUACAGAUCAGGAGGAGAUUCGAACUGGGGUUGAGCAGUGCAUCCAGAAGUUUCUAGAUGUCGCCAGACAGACGGAAUGCUUCUUCCUCCAGAAAAGACUACAACUUUCUGUCCAGAAGCCCGAGCAAGUUAUUAAAGAGGAUGUUUCUGAGCUGAGAAACGAGUUGCAGAGAAAAGAAGCCCUAAUCCAGAAGCAUCUGACAAAACUUCGGAGCUGGCAGCAGAUUCUAGAAGAAAUAAACGUUCAGCAUAAAAAGUCUAGUGAAAUGGCUCAAGGGCCGCUUGCCUACCUGGAACAGGCUUCUGCCAAUAUCCCUGCUCCCAUGAAGCAGAAGUGACUGCGCGCUCUGCACUGGGCGAACUUGUUUAUACCUUUUUCACAGAGAACAGAAGGAUGCUGUUGGCACAUAAUUUAUCAGGUUAACUGUUUUUGUUUAUCAACACACACAAUAAUUAAAGUGUUUUUUCCAUCUGGAA
This is a messenger RNA of Spea bombifrons (plains spadefoot toad), 738 nucleotides long. It is a transcript of the gene MED28, whose product is annotated as mediator complex subunit 28. Gene Ontology annotation, cellular component: mediator complex. NCBI's taxonomy places the organism in Eukaryota, Metazoa, Chordata, Amphibia, Anura, Pelobatidae. The coding region runs from base 69 to 599 and encodes 176 amino acids. The record is from RefSeq and is a predicted model, not a curated record. The transcript is spliced from 4 exons.